Hyaloscypha bicolor E is the source of this 1266-nucleotide messenger RNA. RefSeq lists its product as uncharacterized. Lineage: Eukaryota; Fungi; Ascomycota; Leotiomycetes; Helotiales; Hyaloscyphaceae. The coding region runs from base 84 to 1013 and encodes 309 amino acids. The transcript is spliced from 3 exons. The record is from RefSeq and is a predicted model, not a curated record.
GAUUCUCCGAGCGCCUCCCCAGGCUUUCUUUCUUUGUUUGUCUCAUAAAUUUUCAUCUGACAUAGACAUUGGGCGAAACAAUCAUGGCUGAAGUUCUUGGCACUGCUUCUGCUGUAGUUCAGCUGCUGGAGGCUGCGAUUUCCGUUAUGGGACGCCUCCGCAGGGCUUUCGAACGCCAGAAAGAAAUGGCGGCUGUCCUUGAAAAGCAUGACCUUGAACUCAACAACUUAAUAUCAUUGGUUCGCACAAUCGAAGAUGAAAAAGAUUUGCGGACAGACGCUGUUAGCAAGGAGUUGAAGAAGCUCGGAGAUAUUGAACGCGAACUUGUGGACUGCCUCAAUGGCAUUGAUCCGGGAACCAAAGGCAAAGUGCAUCAGAUUGCGCAUCAACUGUUUCAUGGUUCCAAAGAAGAGAGAAAGCUGGCCAACAUUAUGAACGAUCUGACUCGCGCGAAGCUGGAUCUCUCUUUUCGCGUUCAGGUCGCCAGCGUAGGAGUAAUCCGCGACGUUGGAGAUGCUGUUCUUGUCAACGCCGAGACCAUCAAUCGGAUCGAUCGCUGUUUGAGGGAGUUAUUAGGAGAAGGGAAAGGACUUAGAAUUGCAAAGUUGCUCAGAGAUGGCUGCCCACAAGAUCAAGACGGCAAUUUCCGCUUGAAGAGGGCAGAUGUCGAUGAAGCCCUUGAAUACGACGAUGGAAAUAAGAGGUCAGGAAAUGGGCCUGGACAUUACGUUCGCGAGAAGGUCAGGAAAAUUGACAACAACAAGGCAGAGAAGAAUUCUCUCGUGGUUGCUGCACCGGUUGUAACAGACAUAUGGGCGCACAUGGACCGAAUUGAGAUCAAUGGCAAUUCGGCACUUGACGGCGGUGCUGUAAUUGGUUAUCCAAUGGGCGUGGAGGGUCUUGAGUUUACAAAGUAUCUCCUUGAUCGUCAAGAGAGGAUCGCGGAUAAAGAGAGACAAGCGACUAAAGAGGAAAGAGAGGCUGAAAGGGGGUCAAUGACUCCCAAGGGUUAGUUUUGCAUGGGAAUGGAAGGACUCAGGAACCACAUAAGUUGGGUGUUUGGAGUCUUUCCACUUUAGGGGCAACGACGGAGAUAUCAAGGAGUAAUGUUAAAGGUUGUCCUUUCUCGCUAAAAUUGUAAAAGAAAGGGGGCGGGGCAAAUGGGAUUGUUGCGGACCGCAAUUCUAAGUCAAUCCCACCUUAAAGCCUGCAUAUUACACACCUCGUUCAAACAUAACUCCUACACUGUGAAGCAAUUUGGAAUAA